CAUACACAUACAUCACACAGUAGCUCAUCAUCUUCAUGGAAAUUACAACCGUAAAACAGCGAUCAUUCAGUGUGUUCUCCGAAACGAACAUGAAGGAAGAAGCGACAGAAUUGGCGUUGGUUUCGAAUGGCUGCGUGGAUUAUAAAGGGAGGAUUGCAAGUAAACAAGCUACUGGAGGAUGGAAAGCCUCCCCAUUCAUAAUAGUGAAUGAGGUUGCAGAGAGACUGGCAUUCUUUGCAGUUGCUGUGAACAUGGUGGCUUAUCUAGUGAGAGAGAUGCAUCAGCCAUUCCCAGAUGCAGCCACUCAUGUCACUGAUUGGAUCGGAGCUGCAUACGUUCUGACGCUGCUCGGAGCUUUCCUCGCAGACGCCUAUCUAGGCCGUUUCAGGACCAUCAUCAUCUUCUCCGGUAUCUAUGCAGUGGGAAUGGUGAUGUUAACACUCUCAGCAUCCAUAGACAGCCUGAGGCCGCCUCGGUGCAGCCAGAGACCAUGCGUUCCAUCAACGAGGAGGCAGACGGCGUUCCUGUACUGCUCGCUGGCGCUCAUAGCCGUGGGCACGGGGGGCAUCAAGCCGUGCGUGUCCUCAUUCGGGGCGGAUCAGUUUGAUGAAUCCGACAGCAACGAAGCCCAGAAGAAGUACGCCUUCUUCAACUGGUUCUUCUUCGCCAUCAACAUGGGAGCACUUGUGGGGAUCACGCUCAUGGUGUACAUACAAGAUGAGUUUGGAUGGAUUUGGGGAUUCGGAGUCCCCACCGCAGCCAUGAUCAUCUCCAUGCUCAUCUUGGCCGCCGGAUUCAUGAAAUAUCGAUACCAGAAGCCCAUGGGCAGCGCCUUCACCAGAUUCCUGCAAGUUAUGCUGGUUGCACUUAGAAAUCAUGUUAGAGGAGUUGGUGUCGUGGAGGCUCAUCAUCUUUACGAGGUUAAGACCAAAGAAUCCGACAUUUUUGGUGCACGGAAGCUCGAUCACACCAAACAGUAUAGCUUCUUGGACAAAGCUGCUGUCAUAACGGAACAGGAUUGCGACACGAGGAACCGGUGGAGAAUCUGCAGUGUGACGCAAGUUGAGGAGUUCAAAUCCUUUGUGAGAAUCCUUCCCAUUUGGGCUUCAACCAUAGCUUUAGCGAUCUCCUUCGCGCAGCUCUCCACCUACUUCAUCAUCCAGGCCGGCACCACCGACCGGAGAAUCGGCACGAUCGAGAUUCCGGCGAGCUCGAGCCCCGUCUUCGCCGUCCUCAACGCCCUGCUGGUGGUCCCCCUGUACGAGAAGCUGGUGGUCCCGUUUCUCCGGUCCAAGACGGGUCACCCGAGGGGCAUAACGUCGCUGCAGCGGAUGGGGAUCGGCCUCUUCGUCUCCAUCUUCGCCAUGAUCUCGGAGGCGCUGGUGGAGAAGAAGCGGAGGGAUGAGUCGCCCGAGAAGUUGAGCGUUUUCUGGCUUUUCCCGCAGUUCUUUCUCAUCGGGUUGGCGGAGGUGUUCACGUACGUGGGGCAGCUGGAGUUCUUCUACGACGAGGCGACGGACGGGACGAGGAGCAUAAGCAGCGCCAUGUUCUUGAGCGAGAUCGGGAUCGGGAGCUGGCUCAGCACCGCCAUUGUUAAGAUCAUCGAGGGAGCUACGGGCGGGGUCACCAAGGGCUGGCUCCGGAAUGAUUUGAACAAGAGCCGCCUCGAUUAUUUCUACUGGACUCUCGCCGGGAUCAGUGCCGCCAACUUCUUGGUGUAUGUGUGCGUUGCGCAGCGGUAUAAGGGGAGGAACGGUGGCCGGAGCAGCGUCGCGGCGGUUGAGUUGGUCCCAAAUGGAGAUGACCAUGAUAAGGCCGAGUUUCGCAGCGUGGCCAUCUGAAUGGAAUCUCUCACAUUUCCUUCUUUUAGUUUACUAAACUAGUUUUCAAAUAUUUCUUCAAUUCUUUGCUGCAAAGUUAAUUGUGCUAGUAUUGCUGUAAAAUCUCAACUUUUUAUAUCAAACCCACAAAGUCACAUUAUUUCUAGAAA
Salvia miltiorrhiza (redroot sage) is the source of this 1990-nucleotide messenger RNA. RefSeq names its product protein NRT1/ PTR FAMILY 8.2-like. Gene Ontology annotation, molecular function: transmembrane transporter activity. The coding region runs from base 36 to 1841 and encodes 601 amino acids. Lineage: Eukaryota; Viridiplantae; Streptophyta; Magnoliopsida; Lamiales; Lamiaceae. The record is from RefSeq and is a predicted model, not a curated record. Gene Ontology annotation, biological process: oligopeptide transport; transmembrane transport. The transcript is spliced from 5 exons. Gene Ontology annotation, cellular component: membrane.